AGUUCGUGAGUCAGUCGCACGCGAUCUUUCAUUGGGGGAUGACGUCUGCUCGCUUAAAACAACAACAAACCGUUUUUGCGCUAAAUAUGAAUUAAACCAAAUUCAAAAAUCCUUCUUUAUUUGAUAUACAAUUAAUCCCAGUACACUAAGUGUGCAGAUAUAUUAUCGGAGGAUUGUUUUGCGUGUGCUUUUUCGUAAAGUUCAAUAACAUAAAGUGAACCCUUAGGCACAAUGCCGGCCCAACAGGAACCACAGACCAGCAUCGUUUUACGUGAGGUCACACCUGAGCUAUCGCGGCAUAUGCUCUCUGAUGUGACAACACUACCAGCGGUGCAACUGGGCGACUUCUUGCUACAGAUUGAGCUGGACGACCCAAGCGAGUCGGUGCGGGAGAUCGCACGCCGGGAGCUGCGCGAAACGCCCGAAGUCGUCAAACACGCUAUCGAAGACUUGAAGAAACUUCUAGAAGAUGACAAAGAUCUACACGUACCCUUGCAUAGUGAAGCGUGGCUUAUCAGAUUCUUGCGACCCUGCAAGUUUUACCCUGAAAGCGCAUAUGAUCUGAUAAAACGUUACUACUCGUUCAAAGUGAAACAUCAGUCACAUUACGAGGGUUUGACUCCUAGCAAGGAACAGAACAUCUUCAACCAGAACAUACUGACAGUACUGCCCACAAGAGACCAGUUCGGCAGACGAGUGCUCGUGUUGGAAUUAGGAAAGAAAUGGAAGCACAACAAAUGUUCGUUGGACGAGGUGUUUAAGGGGUGCGUAUUGUUCCUGGAGGGGGCGAUGCUGGAGCCGGAGACGCAGGUGUGUGGUGCAGUCGUCAUCUUCGAUAUGGACGGACUCAGCAUGCAGCAGGUCUGGCAGUUUACGCCGCCAUUCGCUAAGAGGAUCGUCGAUUGGUUACAGGAAAGCAUACCGCUUCGAGUGAAAGGUCUAUACAUUAUCAACCAGCCCUUUAUCUUUAACAUGGUAUUCCAAGUGUUCAAGCCAUUCUUGCAGGAGAAGUUGCGCUCUCGUAUCAUAUUUAUGGGCAAAGAUAGAGACCUUCUAUACAAACAUAUCAGUCCUAAAUGCCUUCCGGACAACUACGGCGGCACUCUAACUAUACCACCCGUAACUGGACCACAAUGGCUGGAACUUUUACUGCUCUGUGAUCGAGAAUUUAAAGCUAUCAAUUCUUACGGUUAUAAAAAGAAGUAACAGCUGCACUUGCAUUUCGUAAUAUGAUAUCUCCUUCUU
Messenger RNA from Papilio machaon (common yellow swallowtail), 1245 nucleotides. Its product is annotated as clavesin-1. Gene Ontology annotation, cellular component: membrane. Gene Ontology annotation, molecular function: phosphatidylinositol bisphosphate binding. The transcript is spliced from 7 exons. Bases 232 to 1206 code for a protein of 324 amino acids. NCBI's taxonomy places the organism in Eukaryota, Metazoa, Arthropoda, Insecta, Lepidoptera, Papilionidae. The record is from RefSeq and is a predicted model, not a curated record.